Molecule: messenger RNA, 2224 nt
Organism: Drosophila persimilis
Lineage: Eukaryota; Metazoa; Arthropoda; Insecta; Diptera; Drosophilidae
Gene: oaf
Product: out at first protein
Exons: 4
Source: RefSeq, a predicted model, not a curated record
ACACUCAACACUAACACCUCGAAAAUCCCAAAACACGUCGCGGACACGUUCAGAAGUUCGGACAAAACCAAAAUGCGAAAUUCGGCCGCGCAACAACAACAAAAUAGAGAAUAGCGUCGAGUCGAGUUAUUUUCUGAGUUCAGAAAAGUCCGUUGAAACAUCAACAUCAAAACGUCAAGUUUCUGGCGAGCGGUACUGUCAGACGCAUUUUGUUUUUCGCAUUCAAAAAUAUAAUUUAAUCACGUCGUUUUCGGAAAAAAAAAAAACAAAAAUAAAAGCAAGUUCGCCGCUAAGCAGACCACCAAGUGAAGGAGCGACAAUGAUUUUGGAAGGGGAAACAAGUCAGGAGGCCAUGGCCGACCUGGCCCAGAAAGUGCGCCAGACCAGAUGGCGCUUGAACCACCACCGGGCGCUGGCCCCCUUCAACAUGUUGGGCAAGGGGCUGCAGAGGCGCUUCUGCGAUGGCCGCCUAGUGAAUCGCCACCACUUCUUCAAGCACAGCCGCGGCUUCCUUUGGUUCGUGAUCUGCAACCUGCUAAUCUCAGGCGGCAGCGGCGGGGCGCAGGCACAGCUGCUCAUCAACGUCCAGAAUCAGGGCGGCGAGGUGAUUCAGGAGAGCAUCACCUCCAAUAUUGGCGAGGACCUGAUUACGCUCGAGUUCCAGAAGACCGACGGUACCCUCAUCACCCAAGUGAUAGACUUCCGCAAUGAGGUUCAAAUCCUCAAGGCCCUGGUGCUCGGCGAGGAGGAGCGCGGCCAGAGCCAGUACCAGGUCAUGUGCUUCGCCACCAAGUUCAACAAGGGGGACUUCAUCUCCUCGGCCGCCAUGGCCAAGCUGCGGCAGAAGAACCCGCACACGAUACGCACUCCCGAGGAGGACAAGGGCCGCGAGACCUACACGAUGAGCAGCUGGGUGCAGCUCAACCGUUCCCUGCCCAUCACGAGGCACCUGCAGACCAUCUGCGCGGAGGCCAUGGACGCCACCUAUGUCCGGGAUGUGGAUCUCAAGUCCUGGGCGGAGUUGCCAGGCUCGUCGAUCUCCAGCCUGGAGGCGGCCACCGAGAAAUUCCCGGACACGCUAUCCACGCGCUGCAACGAAGUGAGCAGCCUCUGGGCGCCCUGCCUGUGCACCCUGGAGACGUGCAUUGGCUGGUAUCCCUGCGGCCUCAAGUACUGCAAGGGCAAGGGGGCCGGCGCGGACUCGUCCGGGGCCCAGCAGCAGCAGCAGACGAAUUAUCGCUGCGGCAUCAAGACCUGCCGCAAGUGUACACAGUUCACCUAUUAUGUCCGACAGAAACAACAGUGCCUCUGGGAUGAAUGACGACGCGGCGAGCUGCAGCUGGUGCAGAUGCAGAUGCAGAUGCGCUGUGCCAGGCGGCGGAGCGACACGGAUGCGAUGGAUGCCUGCGAUGCGGCACUCGGCAACCAGUUGGGAGUUGCCAGUGACACAGGAGGUGGAGGAGGUGCGGCAAUGGCAACGAAUGGCAGCAGGAGAACAGGAACAGGAGAGGACACAACGGCAACAACGACGACCAACAAAUUACGGCAACUGCUUUUGUUGGUGCAACAGCAGAUGCCUUUUGCUCUGUGGAGCUUUCCGGUCCAUCACAUUUCCCAUCAACAGCCAGGCGAGGGCCAGAGGGAGAGGGAGCACCACCAGCAGUCUCAUCAUCAUUCUCAGGUUGCCGCCACAUCAUCCUCCACAUCCACAUCCACAUCCACAAUGGCUGCCGUCGUUGCGUGAUAAUGAUAAUGCUGCCAGCCCUGCCAGCCCCUGCCAGCCCCUGCGGCAUCCCGAGAAAUGAGCGUGGACACUUUUUACUUGCCACAGACCAUGGGGGGCGGGGGCGGUGAGCCAAAGGGUGCCCUCUCCUCCUCCUGUAUACUAUGUACAUAUGUAUGUUCGCAUUUGUAACUACGAUUAGCUUUCAGCCCGUUUGAGUUAUACGCUUGUGCAGGAUUUCCCUCUAGCCUUAGGUUUACGUUUAGGUUAGAUAUUCUAAUUAUGGCCAUUAAAUCUGGCCCACUAAGAGCUCGCUGAACUUGGAGGACUCCCCACACCACCCUCUACUAUCUUGCCUUCACUAAUUAUGUGCUCCCAAAAACCAAAGGAUUUAAAUAAUACUUUCGGUCGUUUUUGAACCAUUUGCUUCGAAUAUUUUAUCUUUAUAUUACGAAAUAUAUGGCUUUAAAAUUAUAUAAAUUUAAUAUAGACAUAUUUUUG